AUGAUCCACCCAGAGUCGGUGUCAAAUGUUGCACAUUUUUGGAUUCUAAUAGUCCACCAUUCUAUUGAAAAGAUCCAGAUCUCAGUGAUGCAAAACUCUUUGAUAGAAGAAAUGCAAGUUAUUCUUGCUGAAGUAGACAAAUCCAAGAAAGGGGGAAAGGUAGCAUCUUCUACUACUGUUCCUAAAAUAAGAAACCAGCCCGCUCGAAAGAGAAACUCACCCAAUCCAAGUGAAAGUGAAGGUUUAGAUUCUAAGACCGAGUCAGAUAUUCGGAUUGAGGAAAACCAACCUGUUCGCAAUGAGGAGGAAGAGCAAGUUCACAAUAAGGAAGUUCGCAAUGAGGAGGGUGACAACACUCGCACUGAAGAGCCAAAUCCCAAUCGAGAGGUAACUCAAACCUUCAAUGAUUCUAUUCCUUCUCCUCCUCCAUCACAUACAACUUCUUCUAUUCCAAUCACCAUAGCACCUUCCACUCCUGUAGUUUCAAUCAACAUAUCUAAUACUGGGGCUAAAACUCCAGGCUUCUCAACAGAUGUUUCACCACCCAUCUCCCCUUUUCGCACUAAUGAUCUAGACAUCAUUUUUGGGGAUGAUAAUAACCGUAACCUUGGCGGAUUCACCUGCAGUCCAUUUCAGAUAAGGACUGAAAGUGAAGAUGAAGACAAUGUCACGAAAGGGAAGCUUAAGUCCCUUCAUGAAAAGAUUGACCAACUAAUUUUGCUGAAGUCUGCAAGACUACGACCGAAAAAGUCGAUAAAGAUAACUGGAAAAAUCUCCGCACAUGCCUACAGAAGGAUCAUGAAUCAUUUCAAACCAACAUCACUAAAGCUUCAAAAUGAUUUGGCGAUGAAAAGUAAGGUGAUGGAUGCUCUCACCAUGAAGACAGAAAAGAUCAAAGUGUUGAGCCUUAAAUUGGAAAAUGCUGAAAAGAAGGUUAAGGAUCAGUUAUCUGAGAAGGCUGUCAUGCGAAGCUGCAUCUCAGAUGUUGCAGGCUUACUCUCAGAUAUCAUUGAGACCAGGGAUCCAAUGAUUUUGAUCACCGUUCAAAAGCACUUAGCUUAA
Lactuca saligna is the source of this 1062-nucleotide messenger RNA. NCBI's taxonomy places the organism in Eukaryota, Viridiplantae, Streptophyta, Magnoliopsida, Asterales, Asteraceae. The record is from the annotation of a GenBank genome assembly.